AUGGAAGACUUUAAUUCCGAUCUCGUGUUGCACAUGGUGCAAUUUCUGAACGCGAUGGAUUCUGGAAGACUGGCAGCAUCGGCUAAGCGGUAUUACUACUUGGUUCAUCAAUAUCGCAGUCUCAGUGGUCCACAAUUGGUCACUUCAUCGAGUUGGGAUCCUUCCACGAAGGAACAAAUUGGAUCCAAAGAAGUGGUACAACAAGGAAUCGAAGGCUUGCAAAAGGAACCGAAUUUAAUUUUGGCUUUCAAUUCUCCCCGAAGCGCGCUGGGUGAUGAACUGCCACGACGAUUUCACUGCUCUCCUGAUACUACAAUCCUUGGUGCGAUUGCAGGAGACAUUCAAGUCAAUCAAUCGAGCAACGUAGAGCACAAAAGUAAUGCUAGUGCCAUGUUUGCUAGCUUUCCAAAUGCUGAAGUGGUCCCAUUUGCAAUCAAUCACGGUUCGCAAAUGGAAGAAGAUAUCCAAUCAAUGAAACAGAAAAUCCAACAACAGACGGAUGAAAGAUGGUGGAAGGCAAUGAUUGUCUACGCCUGUGGCCAUGGCAGUUCUUUCGCUGAAUAUUUUGUUUCUACCAUGCAGCAAAGCCUACCGAAUGCAGCCAUUGUGGGUGGAAUCUGUGCUUCCGGUUAUGUCUCCAAAUCCACUGGAUCGAAGACCAAAGAUGAACUGUCCAAAAUGACUACGAGGCAAUUGAAGAACUUGAAUCGAUCUUUAGGCGGCGAUGUCAACCAACCUUUUGUGGAAAAGUCUGAGCUAGUAGAUCAUGUCUAUCAACUGUGCCAAACACAACAACAAAGCAGCCAAGCACCAUCUCUCACCUAUUGUGAGGAUACUGUAUUUGGAGUCCUAUUGGGAGGUGACGCUCCUGUGAAAUCCAUGGUGUCUCGAGGCGUAGAAAGUGUCUUACAAGGCCCAGCACAGCCAACUUCACCCUUUGUCGUGGAGACUGUGGAGUUAGCAAGGCCAGGUGAUGACGCCUACUUGUUUCGGGGGGAUGAUCUGAAACCCAUGCACAUGAUUCAUCGGAUUCGUAAUACAGAGAUUGGACAAGUGCUCACGGCUGCUGAAAUGAUUAACCAAGUGGCCCAGACAGCUGACUUCAUCGGAUUGAAGCGGCCAGGCAGCGACGGUUUUGAAUUACAUAUAAUGACGCCAUAUUGUCAAAUGGCCCAACAGUUUCUCAUAAUGACCAAUGGGUCUCAAGAAGAUAUUAAAACAAUGCAGGAUGCGGAAAUUGAUUUUUUCAAACUCACUGGCGAAGCGUGCUUGGCUGAUAUGGAUAUUACAGUAUCUAAAUUGAAAGAGCAGACCACUGGAGAAAGAAUAUUGGGUGCGGUCAUGUACAGUUGUAAUGGAAGGGGUCCGCAACGAGGGGGUUUGAUUGCCGAGGCAAUGGCGGAUGCGACGCGCUUCUCAAACAUUUUCCCAAAUGUACCCUGUUUAGGAUUUUAUGCGGGAGGAGAGAUUGGACCUUUGGCAUUAGCGGGAAAUGAAAAGGUGUUUCAGACGGGACGAGUUGCGGUACAAGGCUUUACCGCUGUAUUUGCCCUUUUCAUUGUGCCUGAUGUGGAACCACCCGAAAGCUACCAUUUAGACGACAGUGAUGUCAAUGUCUGGCAGUUUGUACAAAGCCACUUAGACAAAUCUUCCACUUCGUAUGAUUGA
Molecule: messenger RNA, 1668 nt
Organism: Cylindrotheca closterium
Lineage: Eukaryota; Bacillariophyta; Bacillariophyceae; Bacillariales; Bacillariaceae
Source: the annotation of a GenBank genome assembly